CUUCGCAAUAUGCGGAUCAUCAUCGCUCUCUCUGCGCUUGCCGCCGCGUCGGUCAGCGCCCGCUCGAUGGCCGACGACCUUGUCCAACAGCUCUUUGAGAUACACAACCAAGAGCGCCAGAAGAACGGCGUCGCGCCAUACUCGUGCCUCGACUCGCAGCUCAGUGAGCUCAGCAUGGACCACGUCAAGUACGAGGUCUCGAUCGACAACAUCAACCACGACGGCUUUAGCGAGCGCUGCAACAAGGUGGGGCAGGUCGCUUGCGGUGAGAACACCUUGUACGACAUGAAGGGCGAUGCCGCCAAGUUCACGACAAGCUGGAUGAACUCGCCGGGGCACCGCAAGAACAUUUUGAACGGCGCGUUCAAGCACGCGGGCUUUGCAGUGCAGCAGUCGUCGAAAUCGGGCAAGUGGUUUGCGACAGCCAUGUUUGCCGACUCGAACCCCAACCCCAACACCUGCGGCGGCCCCAAGCCGACGCCCAAGCCCAAGCCCACAAAGAAGCCUACGGUUGUCCCGACGACCGACCCGACGACCGCGCCGCCGCUGCCCAAGCCCACCAAGAAACCCACAACCAAACCAACACUGCCGCCCACGGAAGCUCCGACCGAUGACCCCGACGACGGUAGUUCGGAUACCGAUGAGCCCACGACGGCGCCGCCGCUGCCGAAGCCGACCAAAAAGCCGACCAAGAAGCCAACGCUGCGGCCCACGGAGGCUCCGACCGACGCCCCGGACGACGGUGAUGACCCCACGACGGCGCCACCGCUACCCAAGCCGACCAAGAAGCCGACGAGCAAGCCGACGGCCAAGCCGGACGACAAGCUGUCGCAGCUCUUUGACUACCACAACGCCGAACGUAAAAAGGUGGGUCUCCCACCCUUCGAGUGCUUGGACACAAAGCUGAGCGCCAUGGCGCUCGAGCACGUUAAGUACGAGAUCAAGCUCGGCGACAUCAACCACGACGGCUGGCUUGAGCGCUGCGCGGCCGCGGGCGCCGACCUCGCCAAGGCUCGGGGCACCGCGCCAACAUUGUGA
This is a messenger RNA of Saprolegnia diclina VS20, 1038 nucleotides long. RefSeq lists its product as hypothetical. The record is from RefSeq and is a predicted model, not a curated record. Bases 10 to 1038 code for a protein of 342 amino acids. The transcript is spliced from 2 exons. NCBI's taxonomy places the organism in Eukaryota, Oomycota, Saprolegniomycetes, Saprolegniales, Saprolegniaceae.